Messenger RNA from Dictyostelium purpureum, 2868 nucleotides. RefSeq lists its product as uncharacterized. The coding region runs from base 1 to 2868 and encodes 955 amino acids. NCBI's taxonomy places the organism in Eukaryota, Evosea, Eumycetozoa, Dictyosteliales, Dictyosteliaceae. The record is from RefSeq and is a predicted model, not a curated record. The transcript is spliced from 6 exons.
AUGAAUACUAUUGAAAAUAGUAACAAUAACAGUGGUAGUAUUAAAGGUAAUAGUAAUAGUAAUAGUAAUGGUAACAUUCCACCCAGAUAUAAUAAACUUUCAACACCAGAAUCAAAACAACUUUUUGGUCAAAUAUUCAAUUUAGAAUUUAAAAAGAUAGAUAAGUCUGGUUAUGAUAAAUUAAAACAUGUAUCGUGUAAUAAUAAAGAUAUUACAAGCCCACAAUCAAUUUAUUCAAAAAGAUUUUAUUUAGAUUUAAUUUCAGUGAGAAACUAUUUACAUGUAGACCAUGGUGUUAGAAAAACCAAGAAUCAUUUUUAUUUAAUUAAAAAGAAUGUAAAUCAACAACAAUUAGAUAAAUUAAAUAGUGAAUUGAUAGAGUUACUAGCUUCAAAAAAGAGAAAAAUCAACACAGCUAAAGAGAAUAAAAAAGUGAAACAAUUAAAGAUUGAUAACCAACAAUUAAAUAAUAACUAUCAACAAUUAAAUAAUGAUUAUCAACAAUUAAAUAAUGAUUAUCAACAAUUAAAUAAAAAGAUGGAACAAUUAAAACAAAAAAAAUCUCAUGAUCAAAAUACAAUUAUUCAAUUUAAGAAUAAAGAAGAAGAAUUAAAAAAUCAAUAUGAACAAUUACAGAUUCACUCAAAUAAUCAAUACCAACAAUUACAGAUUCAAUCAAAUUAUCAAUAUCAACAACUGAAACAAGAAAUGGACCAAGUGACUCGUCAACUCGAUCAAUGUAGGGAAACAAUUGGUAGUUUAGAAACUUGUGUUGAUGAAACGAAUAAGUUAUUGGAUCAAGUAACAAAAAAAAGAGAUCAAGUAGCAAAAGAAAGAGAUGAAGCAAUUAAAAGGGUUCAAAUAUUAGAAUGUGGUAUCAAAAAGUAUGAAGAUGCUCGUCACAAUUCAAUCAAUCAACAUAUUGUAAAGCUUAAAGAGUCUUUUGUUAGUAAGGUUGUUAAUGGUAAAAAAGACACAUACGAUAUUCACAAAUUUCCAAAGCCAGUUGAGGUUUUAUCAAAAUUAGAUGCCCACUUUUAUUUUAAAGAUGUUCAAGCGGAUCAAUUUUAUAAAUUUAUUCAUCAUUAUUAUGAUAUUAAAGAUUCUGAUAUUCAAGUUGGAGAAAAAAAGAAACAUUUUGGUGGUACUUCAUAUUGCUAUUGUUCUGGAUCAAGAAGCUUUAUAUCACCAAGUUGUAAAUUAGAAGAAUUAAAACAAAGACACUCUUAUUGUCAAUCCUGUGCCAUUUUCAGCAAAUAUGUUUUAAAUAAAGAAUAUUAUUUUGGUCGUUUGAAAUUUGAAGAAGGUGAAAUAGAAGAAGGUGGAUAUCAAGUUUCAGAUGAACUAAACAACACAUCAAAUGAGCUGGUUGAUCAAUUAAUGGAACUAUUAAAGAGAGAUCCAGAUUUUAAAGAUUCAUUCAUAUAUACAUUCAUUAGUGAUAUUAUUAAAACUUUAUUCAAAGGUACUGGUACUUGGUCAGAAGCCACUCUCCAUUUUGCAAGAUCAUUAAAAUUCCUUUUUGGUAAAAAGGUAAUUGAAUUUUUAAAUGGUAAUAAAUCAAAAAGAAACAAAUAUGGUGGUAUUCCCUUCCCCUCACUCUCAACCGUUCAUAAUUUCUUUCACAACAAAUCAGAUUACUACUCAAAUGAAAUGAAUGCAAGAUUUAAAGCUCUUAGAGAUUCAUUAGAUAAAAUGGAAGAAUACAAAGGUAGACCUUAUUUUGCUGGUGUUGUUUUUGAUGAGAUUGAUACUCUUAAAGGUCCAAUCGAUAGAUCCAAUCUCGAUAAUAUUUCAAUGGAAAAAAUCGAUGAUAAUUUAACCAGAAAGAUCACUCAAUUCUUCCUUGUCGGUUUAGAUGGUAAUAUAUCCUUUAGCUUAGCAAGAUUUCCAAAUAAUGGCAAAAAUACUUUAUUGGUUUCAGGAUUAGCAAUUGUUGACAUUAUUAAGACUGCCUCUAAAUAUAAUAUCAAGAUAGUUUUUGGUGCAAUGGAUGGUUUUGAUACAACUGAUUUUAUCCACAACUUUAUUCAUAAACAAGCCAAUGUACUAGAUCUGGCUGAUCCAAAUGGUGACUUUCACAUUAUUUAUGAUAGCGUUCAUAUGGUCAAAUCUUUACGAAAUUUAAUUAUUCAAAAAACUCCAUUGAAGAAUAAAAUCUCUGCCAAUGAACUCCAUCCAAGUGAUAGAAUGUCUUUGAGACCAGUUAAAACUCUUUUUAGUGAAUAUGUUGAGGCAUAUUUUAGAGGAGAAACUCAAAAAUCGAAAAAUGAUAUCCAAUCUCAACAAUUUAAUAGUAUUGCCGACUAUCUAAAGAAUUUAAGAAAGUUUUAUAAUAUUACCAAUGGUUCAGAAUUAGCAAACGUCGAAAAUUCCUUAAUUGAAUUAGAGGAAGUAUUCAAUUAUUUCACUGCAUUUGAAGGUCUUCCAAAACCAACUAAAACUCACCUCAAUAGAACAAUUGGUUCAUUAAAAAAAUUAUUUGAAUUAGCCAAAAGAAAUGAUAUUAAAAUUAAUAAGCUUUCACAUCUGGGUACAAAUAUUAAAAGCAAACAUAAUUUUAAUAGUUUACUCGAUUUAAAGUUAAAAGCUGGUGAUACAGAUAAAGGUACAAGUGCAUUGGAAUCGGUCAUUAAUGGUUUUAGUGCAAUUAGUCUCAAGAAAAUAUUUGGUGAGGAUAUCAAAAAGAAUUUAGAGAACAAUGUUGAAGGUAAAAUGAAGAAAGCGGAAUAUGUUAAAGUUAUCUCAGAUUAUUUAAAAGAUAAUAGAUCCCAAGUUACAACUGUGGUUAACAAACUAAAAGAAGAUAAUCGAAUAGUAAAGAAAAAUAGAAAUGAAAAGAAAUUGGAAAAUAAGACCAAGGAAUAA